This is a messenger RNA of Colossoma macropomum (tambaqui), 939 nucleotides long. RefSeq names its product olfactory receptor 10J4-like. The record is from RefSeq and is a predicted model, not a curated record. The coding region runs from base 1 to 939 and encodes 312 amino acids. NCBI's taxonomy places the organism in Eukaryota, Metazoa, Chordata, Actinopteri, Characiformes, Serrasalmidae. Gene Ontology annotation, cellular component: membrane. The transcript has a single exon. Gene Ontology annotation, molecular function: G protein-coupled receptor activity; olfactory receptor activity. Gene Ontology annotation, biological process: G protein-coupled receptor signaling pathway.
AUGGAUUUUUCUAAUGUUACAUAUUUAUCUUUGGAAGGACAUGUGGAGUUGGAGAAAUAUAGAUAUGUUUACUUUCUAAUUACUCUGAUUGUUUACAUACUGAUCAUUUUUUGCAAUGCUGUUGUCAUUACUGUCAUUUACACAAGCAAACGGCUCCAUGAGCCGAUGUAUGUUUUAAUUGCUGCUUUACUUUGUAAUUCCCUCUUUGGAACAGCUGCCUUUUAUCCUAAAUUACUAAGUGAUUUUCUAUCUGAAAAACCAGUUAUCUCUCGUGAAGCUUGUAUGAUUCAGGCCUUUUGCAUUUAUACAUAUGGAGUUUCAGAGUUUACACUGUUAUCAGCUAUGGCCUAUGACAGAUAUGUGUCCAUAUGUAAACCAUUACAAUACGCAACUCUUGUAAAAAUGUCCACUGUUAAAAAGGUCUUAUUUGUCUGUUGGUUUGUGCCUUCCUGUGAAGUUGGCAUAUCAAUAAUACUAACAUACCGACAGCUGUGUAAAUUUAAAUUAACCAGAAUAUACUGUAGUAAUUACUCAAUUGCUAAAUUAAGUUGUGGAGAUUUAACUGUUAUGAAUUCAUAUGGAUUGUUUCUAUUAAGCAUUAACGUUUUUCCACCAGUGACCUUUAUAAUCUACUCAUAUAUUAGAAUACUUGAUGUCUGUUUAAAGAACUCAAAAGAGUUCAGAAGAAAAGCUCUACAGACCUGCUUCCCACACCUUUUCAUUUUCAUCAGUUUCUCUGUUACUGCUUGUUUUGAAGUGAUUAACAGCAGAUUAGACGGAAAUGUACCUCAUAUUGUUUCCUUGUUAAUGUCAGUUGAAAAUGCUGUCUUUCCUCCUUUAUUCAAUCCUAUUAUAUAUGGACUGAAACUGCAGGAGAUAUCGAAUAGGAUUAAGAAAAUGAUUUUGAAAUCAAAGACUUUUUUUAGAUUGAAAUUCUGA